AUGAGUUCGACUCCAGGGUUGCCCACUCCGGGGGCCUCCCUGGCCCUGCGGGUGUCCUUCGUGGACGUGCAUCCCGAGGUGAUCCCGGUGCAGCUUUGGGGAUUGGUGGGCCAGCGGCGGGAAGAGUACGUGCGGCUGAGCCGGGAGAUCCAGGAAGCCGCAGCCACGCGAGGCCCGUGGGCUCUGGGUGGGGCCUCGGCAUCGCCGGGAGAGCUGUGCCUGGUGCAGGUGGGACUUAUGUGGCACCGCUGUCGCGUGGUCAGCCGCCAGGCGCAGGACAGCCGGGUCUUCCUGCUGGAUGAGGGCCGCACCAUUACGGCUGGCGCGGGCUCGCUGGCACCGGGGCGCAGCGAGUUCUUCCACCUGCCCUCGGAGGUGCUGGGCUGUGUGCUGGCCGGCCUGGUGCCCACGGGCGGCGGUGGCACCGGCGGUGGCGAACCCCAGCACUGGUCCCCCAGUGCCGUGGACUUCCUUAGCAACCUGCAGGGUAAGGAGGUGCAUGGACGGGUCCUGGACGUGCUGCUCCUCCAUCGCUUGGUGCUGCUGGAGGUGCCCGCUGUGUCUCAGCAGAUGGAGGAGCUGGGCCUGGCCAGGCACGUGCCGGACAGUCUCUUCUGCUCGCUGCUCAAACGCUACCUGACUGCAGCUGGGUUGGGCAGCUCUGGAGCUCCAGUUCUCCCUCGAGCCGCCCCCAAACAAGAGCAUCCUGGCUUGGAUUACUUCUAUCCCCAACUGCAGCUGGGAGUGACAGAGCCUGUGGUUGUAACCCAAGUGUGCCAUCCCCACCGCAUUCACUGCCAACUUCGGAGUCUGUCGCAGGAGAUCCACCGCCUCUCAGAGAGCAUGGCUCAGGUAUAUCGGGCGCCCACAGGGACAGAGAAUGAGGAUUCGGGCAGUGCCACCUGGGAGGAGAGGGAGGAGAGCCCAGACAAGCCGGGGUCUCCAUGUGCCUCCUGUGGCUUAGACGGACAGUGGUACCGGGCUCUCUUGCUUGAGACUUUCAGGCCUCAGCGCUGUGCCCAGGUGCUUCACGUCGAUUACGGCAGAAAAGAGCUAGUGAGCUGCAGCAGCCUUCGCUACUUGCUGCCCGAGUAUUUUCGAAUGCCCGUGGUGACUUACCCUUGUGCUCUGUAUGGGCUCUGGGACUGUGGGAGAGGCUGGUCCAGGUCCCAAGUAGGUGACUUGAAAGCUCUGAUCCUGGGCCAGGCAGUGAAUGCGAAGAUUGAAUUUUACUGCUCCUUCGAGCACAUGUAUUAUGUCACCCUGUACGGGGAAGACGGAAUUAACCUCAACAGUGUGUUCGGCGUACAGUCCUGUUGCCUGGCUGACCGAUUUCUUCAGAGCCAGGGGAUAGAGGAGGAAGAGGAGGAGGAAGCGGAGAUGGCACUUCAGUCUCAGUCCCCUGCCGAGGAGAUGGAGGAGGAAGUUUCCCUCCCUUCCUUAAGACACAUCAGGCUGAAGAUGAACUCCUUCUAUGACGCCCAGGUGGAGUUUGUCAAGAGCCCUUCUGAGUUCUGGAUUCGUCUGAGAAAGCACAAGAGCACCUUCAGCAAGUUGCUGAAGAGGAUGUGCAGCUUCUAUUCGUCGGCUAGUAAGCUGGACGGGGUGGUUCUGAAGCCUGAGCCAGAUGACCUGUGCUGCGUCAAGUGGAAAGAAAACGGCUACUACCGCGCCAUGGUCACCCGGCUAAUCAGCAAGAGUGUGGAGGUGUUCUUGGUAGACAGGGGUAAUUCGGAGACCAUGGACUGGGGUGACGUGAGGAUGUUGCUCCCCCAGUUUAGGCAGCUGCCAAUAUUGGCUCUGAAGUGCUCCUUGGCUGACAUCUGGCCUUUGGGGAAAAGUUGGAGCCAGGAGGCGAUCUCAUUUUUUAAAAAGACAGUGCUCCACAAAGAAUUAGUGGUCCACAUUCUUGAUAAGCAGAAUCAUCAGUAUGUCAUAGAGAUUCUUGAUGAAUCCAGAACCGGGGAGGAAAACAUCAGCAAAGUCAUCGCUCAAGCUGGAUACGCCAAGUACCAGGAGUUUGAAACGAAAGGAAACGCCAGUGCCGACUCCCCGGGGCAUGGUUCAAGUCAUUUUAUUGCAGAGACCAACAAAAUAUCUUCUGCCAAAAAUGUCGAAGGAGAACAGAAAGCCAAGAAAGACAACAAACCCGUAUCUCUUUCUGAAGCUUUGACCGACACAGUAAGCCUUUCGAAUGUUCUCACCGCACAGACUGGACAGGACAGAGAGAAGGUAACAACCGAUUAUUCUCUUUUUACGCUAAAUUACCUGAAAACGAUGCCAGACUGCUGUGGUAAAGGGGAGCUGGAAGUGGGCAGUACUGUUGAAGUGAAGGUGUCUCACAUCGAAACCCCUGGCUCCUUCUGGUGUCAGCUGAUGAGGAACGCGCAGGGAUUCCAAACCCUGAUGUGUGAUAUUGAGGACUAUUGCAAAAGCGAUCCGGCUCCCUACGAGGGGGACACACGUGCUUGUCUGGCAAUCCGAACAGCAAAUGGAAGAUGGUCCAGAGCUGUGAUUAGUGGUGCACCGUCUCUGGAGCACGUCAGGGUGGUGUUUGUAGACUACGGAGACAAAGACGUGAUAUCCGUGAGGAACAUACUCUCCGUUAGUGACGCCUUUCUCAAGGUCAGAGCUCAGGCAUUUCGGUGCAGUCUUUACAAUUUAAUUCAGCCGACUGGCGACAACCCCUUUGUUUGGGAUGAAAAGGCGGUGCAGGCUUUUAGUGGGUUUAUAGAUGAUGCUUGGCAGAAUAACUUGGAAUUAAAAUGCACACUCUUUGCUUUGGCAUCGAGGCACGAUGAAGAGCGGUUCAGCGUAGUGGACUUGCUAACACCUUUUCAGAGUGCCUGCCAUUUUUUAGUGGAAAAGAGACUUGCUAGGCCAGUGAAACUUCAGAAGCCUCUGGAGCCCUCUGUUCAGCUGCAUUCCUACUACUAUUCUACACAUGACCUAAAAAUCGGAAGUGAAGAAUUAGUGUACGUGACACAUGUGGAGGACCCUUGGACAUUUUAUUGCCAACUCGCAAGAAAUACGAAUAUUCUAGAACAAUUAUCAUACAACAUUAUGCAGCUAAGUAAAGCCUUGCUGGAUGUAAAGGCAUCCCCCUUGGUCCCUGGAACUUUGUGCCUUGCCAAAUAUACCGAUGGUAACUGGUACAGGGGAGUAAUUGAAAAAGAGCCAAACAAAAUCUUCUUCGUUGAUUUUGGCAACACUUAUGCAGCAAGUGACCAUCUGCUCCCGAUCCCUCGAGAUGCCUACGAUGUUCUGCUCUUACCCAUGCAAGCCAUUAAAUGUUCAUUAUCGGACAUUCCUACUCAUAUCCCAGAAGAGGUUACAGCGUGGUUUCAGGAGACGGUUUUAGAUAAGUCGUUGAAGGCUUUGGUCGUCGCCAAAGACCCAGAUGGACGCCUGAUUAUAGAGCUCUAUGAUGAAAGCGUCCAAAUUAACGCCAGCGUUAACGAGAAGCUAGGGCUCCUUGGUUACCGAAACAGCACAAGAAAAAAUGACAGAGAGAAUGAAAUAAUCCUCUGUGUGACCGAAACCCCUGAAGACAGAAGUGAGACCAUGAAGUCAUCCCCUACAGAGUAUCUGAGUAAGCCGGGAGAGAGCAGGUCGCGCAGUAGAGAGAGAAUGGGCGAAUCGUGCAAACCCAAGCUCAGUCCAGCAGGCAAGGAACUCAGAUAUUUACAAGGCUUCUCAAAGGCCAAUCUAGUCACCUAUCAGGACUCUAUGGGAAACAGAAAUGAUGGAGGGUUUCCAUUAGCGAGGGAAAAGAAAGAAGAUAUAUUUGGCAACUCACCCACAAGUGCUCCCAAACCAGACUCCACCCUUCCUGAGGGAAGAAUGGGGGAACCGGGCAGCAAAGACCUGCCUCCAAAGUUCUGUGAGUUCCCACAAAAGACAAUAGCGCCUGGUUUAAAGACCUCUGUGUAUGUCUCGCACAUUAAUGACCCUUCAGAUUUUUACAUCCAGCUGAUGGAAGAUGAAGCCGAGAUCAAUCGUCUUUCAGAGAGAUUAAAUGAUGUCAGGACAAGGCCCCCGUGUCACACAGGCCCGCCUUGGCAAAGUGGGGAUGUGAUAUGUGCCAUUUUCUCAGAAGAUAACUUGUGGUACCGAGCAGUGGUCCUGGAACAACAACCCAAUGACCUUCUCUCCGUACAGUUUAUAGAUUAUGGCAACAUGUCUGUGGUCCACACUAAUAAAACGGGUAAGCUUGGCCCCAUCGAUGCUGUGAUCCCAGCACUGUGCCUCCAUUGCUCCCUAAGGGGGCUUUUGGUACCCGACAUGGUGAGCUGUAAGGAGAUGGUGAACUACUUUUCCCAAAGGACGGAUGAGGUUCAGAUAAGAUGUGAAUUUGUUAAAUUCCAAGGCACCUGGGAAGUGAUUCUUGCGGAUGAGCAUGGAAUCAUAGCUGAAGAUAUGAUUAACAGGUUUCCGUUCAAGGAAAAAUCUCAAAUGGGACUUACUACCCAAAUCAUGAAAGGGGACUGUGCAAAGUCCACUGCCAAACCUAGCAUUGACACGUCAGUGUUUCUUAACUGGUAUAAUCCCACAGCCAAGUCGGUAAGAGCCUAUGCCACCGUGAUAGACGGACCCGAAUACUUUUGGUGUCAGUUUGCUGAUUCUGAGAAGCUGCAGUAUUUAGAAACCGAGGUUCAGAGUGCUGCGAAGCAGCUGGCGGACCAGAAAAGCUGUCUCCAGUGUCCCCAAAUCGGAGACCCAUGUAUCGUGAGGUACAGAGAAGAUGGACAUUAUUACAGAGCCCUCAUCACUAACAUAUGUGAAGAUCACCUUGUAUCCGUCAGGCUUGUGGAUUUCGGGAACAUGGAAGACUGCGUGGACCCGAAAGCACUGUGGAACGUCUCGUCUGAGCUUCUAUCAGUCCCCAUGCAAGCCUUCCCGUGCUGCCUCUCGGGAUUCACCGUCUCUGGCGGGGUGUGCCCUCAAGAGGGAAAUGAUUAUUUUUAUGAGAUAGUGACAGAAGAUGUGUUGGAGAUAACAAUAUUGGAUAUCAGAAGGGAUGUUUGUGCCAUCCCCUUAGCAAUUGUGGAGCUGAAAAGCAAGGGCGAAAGCAUUAAUGAAAAGAUGAAGAAAUAUGCUAAGAUGGGCAUUCCCAAGAAUGACCUGUACUAUGAGAAGCAUGGCCCAGACAGAAAGGGAGGCUUUGGGCCCACCAGUCCUGACCUUGACCUUAAGAAACCAGGUCAUAAAAUGGCACCCGAGAAGACAUUAUAUGUGGAAGGCAGGGCAGGUGAGUUCUCCGAGAGAAUUGAAAAGGAUUUAAACAUUGAAACCAAGCCAAGUAAAUUCUACGAUUGUAGCACCCAUAAUAUUUUCGAAGCUCUGGAGAACUCACGCCAAGGGAAAAUGGGUUCCGAGAGGCUGGAAGGUAGCUUGGAUUACCAUUUUGUGGACAGAGCCAGGUUUGAAGACAGCUACCACGUUUCAGGAUUUAACCCAAUAAUGUCCCACGCGAGUGAGACGAAGGAGUUAGCGGAACUGAAUUCCCUGGAAGUACCGCUCUCCCUGGAUGAGGACUGCAAAGAAUUCUUAGAAUUGGAAUCCUUUGAGUUACAGCACUCUCCCAUAGGGGAGGAAGAGAAGGAAGAGCUAGGACUGGGGUCUCCGGGGGCACCGCUGUCCCCAGGCUGUGAAGCAGGAGCCGCUCUAGAGCCAUUUAUGGUACAACUUCCCCUGGACUGUGAGGUGGAGAAGCAGCUAGAACUGGAACUCCCCACGCCCCAGCUCUCUUUGGAGGACAGUAUAAGUCCUUUAUCGGCAACUGUCAGUCAGGACAUCCAGAAGUCCAGGUGUGCUGAGGAUGAGAGAAAAUCUAGCUGUGUGGCCUCUUCUGAUGGCGGCCAGAGCAUGCUGCCACCCCACCACCACGAGGAGAGCAGCGAUUCCCCCACACACGAGGAAAUGAACAUAUUCGAAGAGGAGUCUCCACAAUUUGAAAACAGAGAUAUCACGGCUGCCUUGGCCCCUCUGUUCUCCGAGGGAGACGCCAGAGACGGGAGUAAGUGCGGGAGCGCUGUACCAGCAGAUCAGCUACAGAACACCUACACUCUGAAAGGCUUCUCUGUUGGAUCAAAGUGCGUCGUGUGGUCAAGCCUAAAGAACACGUGGUCUAAAUGUGAGAUUCUGGAACUAGCCGAAGAAGGAACAAGGGUUUUGAACCUUUCCAAUGGCGAGGAGGAGACAGUAAGCCCCGAGAAUGUCUGGAAUGGUAUCCCCAAGGUAGAUAAGAACCCCUCUGAGGCCGCAUUCCAAACAGUGGAGAAGGAGCUUUCCUUCGUGUCGUCGGUUGACACCGCCGUCAAAGGGUACCUUUCUUCUGUUUCAGAGGAGUGUGGAGGUGAUGCCGAUACAACUCUGAAUAUAUAG
Messenger RNA from Microtus oregoni (creeping vole), 6387 nucleotides. RefSeq names its product tudor domain containing 6 (gene Tdrd6). The coding region runs from base 1 to 6387 and encodes 2128 amino acids. Gene Ontology annotation, biological process: spermatogenesis. The record is from RefSeq and is a predicted model, not a curated record. The transcript is spliced from 6 exons. Lineage: Eukaryota; Metazoa; Chordata; Mammalia; Rodentia; Cricetidae.